AUGGUCGACCGUUCGAUCUGGGACGAGGAAGUCGCAGUACCUGAAGAUGUAGUAUCGUUUGUGGAUGAUAAUGUGUUGAAGGAAAUUCCGAAAGGUAUAACCUUGGUUAGCAUCUCUCAAUACGGUGCCUCUUACUGGACACGGACAGCCCAAAUUAUAGGUACUGACUGUACCGGGACUGAGAACUCGUUUUUUUUAAAGGUUGCGCAGGGUGUAGUCGGCAAAGGGAUGAUGUACGGCGAGUUCCAUUCCAUGACAGCCAUUUAUAAUGCUAUACCUGGUAUUUCCCCAAAGCCAUUAGGGCAUGGGACCUACGAGAGCGAUCCUGACACUCACUUCUUUCUUUGCCAAUUUCACGCCAUGACUGAUGGCAUUCCAAACGUGAAAGAUUUGUCUCUCGCGGUGGCCAAAUUGCAUGAGCUGGGAACCUCCCCGAACGGGAAAUUCGGGUUCCCCGUGAUAACCUUCCAAGGAAGACUUCCUCAGGACACUUUCGAGUGUGAUACAUGGGAAGAAUCCUUUUCGAAGGGUAUCGAGCUAUUUUUUCAAGCCGAGGAAGAAGCUCAAGGUUUCGACGAGGAGAUGGCCGCUCUCAGGAAAGGAAUUAUGGAGAAAGUCAUUCCUCGACUUUUACGACCCCUGGAAACUGGUGGAAACAAGAUCGAGCCAUGUUUGGUUCACGGAGAUUUGUGGGAUGGGAAUACGUCUGUAGAUGCUGAGACUGGAUAUCCCCUUAUCUUUGACGCUUGUUCAUCGUACGCGCAUCAUGAAUAUGAUCUGGCCCCGUGGAGACCUGUGAGACACAAGAUUGGAAAGCCGUAUGUGCAGGAGUAUCUCAAAUUGUAUGCCAAAUCCGAACCGACGGCAGAUUUCGAUGAUCGAAAUGCAUUGUACUGCGUAAGAUUUAAUCUAUGUUCGUCGGCAUUAUACCCUGGAAACCUCCGAUUCAGGAAUCUUGUAAAAGAAGAAAUGCGCGAUCUAGUGAAUAAGUUCUCACUAGGGUAUGAAUGCUACAGCAAGACAGAGAUGGAAGUUGGCUUGCAGGUAAAUGACAUAAAUGACGAGAAGUGA
Molecule: messenger RNA, 1071 nt
Organism: Penicillium taxi
Lineage: Eukaryota; Fungi; Ascomycota; Eurotiomycetes; Eurotiales; Aspergillaceae
Product: Fructosamine/Ketosamine-3-kinase
Exons: 6
Coding region: 1-1071 (356 amino acids)
Source: RefSeq, a predicted model, not a curated record